AUGUCUGAAAGGCGUUCUACGUUUGACAAUCAAACAAAAUCCGAAGAUACCAGCCUCGAAGGAAUGUACAAGAGCACGUCCGACAUCGACGAGGAUCUCUUGGACGCAUUAGCGCUGUUGCACUCGACCGAGCGAGACAGUGCGGAGAAGCUUCGUCGGAUGCUGGACACCUGCAUCGAAAGAAAGCACGGCAUCGAAAAGACUUUGGCCGCCAGAAUGCCGAAACGAUUUUUGCAAAACGUCAACGAAUCCGCUCUUCCGAUUCAAUUCUCGAAGAGACACGACCACGUAGCGCAAGGACGUAGCGUGGUAAAAACCGAGAUUUGGAACGGCAAUCCUGAGAUCAUUUCUCUUCUCGAAGUUGACGAACCGGAGAGCAUCGAGAAUCAUCGGACGUCCGACGUAAAAGUGUUCGAGGUCGAUUAUUACGAGGAUUGCUGCGAGGACGGGAAAGACAUUCCCAGAAUUUCGAUUCCCGACGAAGGAUUCGCCGACGGGACUGUGUGCAAGGUCUGUAACGGCACAAAACUGGGAUCCCUGAUCUUGCUGGAGUGCCAGAAGCAUCAAGAAGCUUAUCAUCUGUUGUGUCAUCAGCCCCUGAUUAGCAACGUAGGGGCGUUUACGACCCUAGAUUCGUAUAGCGGUGCAGACGGUGCGUGGUGCGUUGAAACUCUGUAG
Messenger RNA from Temnothorax curvispinosus, 678 nucleotides. RefSeq names its product integrator complex subunit 12-like. The transcript has 2 exons. Bases 1 to 678 code for a protein of 225 amino acids. The record is from RefSeq and is a predicted model, not a curated record. Lineage: Eukaryota; Metazoa; Arthropoda; Insecta; Hymenoptera; Formicidae.